UCACCCUGGCUGGCCAUGCUGGAUACCCUUUAACUUUGGCGAAAAUAAAGUCGCCCGACUUGUAUUCUCUCACUUUUUUGCCCAUUAUCAAAGAACGCCGCAAACCGAAAUGUAAAUUGUUCAAACACUACCAACGCAACGGGCUUUUUCCACUGCAACCAGAAAUGACCGUACACUAAUAUUAGAAACUUCGGUAUCCAGAUUUCAAAGAAGUUUAAACAAACAACUCUUUUUAAUUGAAGAGACGCUAAGAUAAGAAAAAUAACCUAAAACUCUUACCGCGGCAAAGGGAAUGACGGAAAGGAAAUAAAGAUGGCGUGGUUUGGUGUUGCCGUAAUUAAAUUAACCCUUCCAUAGUUCUACCCAAGCUGUUCUAGUACCGGUUUCUAGACUAAGCCGAUUCGAAUACUACUAACUACAUCACUAGUGUCAAAAAUUAGUGGAAUGGUGUCAAAUUUUUAAAAAUGGCAACCCAGUGACUAUGAGCGGUCGUGUCAGUUGGGUGCUUCGGGCGAGCGUUUUCUCGUAAACUAAUUGAUUUCUUCUAAUUAAAUUAAAGUGAACCGUUGUGUUAGCUAUGCAAGUGUGAUGUGAGCCAUGAAAAUUAUCAUUGUGCAUUCAUUGAAUCGAAAGACUUGAAAAUAGGGGGUGUUACAGGAAAACAAAAAUGGCUUCGGGAGACACUGAUCAUAUUGAAGUGAUGGAUAGCACUGUUACCAAAAGGACUGAAAGCGCAACAGGGCCUUCUAGUUCCGAAGACGAUGAUCGUGACAGAACUUCAAUCGCCGAAAAAAAUGCACCGUACGACCCGGCUGUCGGCCCAUCAGGAGCCAUGGGCAAGGUGCACAAGUCGGAUCGGAAGAUCGGCCAUCGGCGCGUCGGAGAAGGCGGCGAGAUCACAUACAAGAAGAUACAGUCUUCGCAGAUCAUGGGCUCCAUACAAUUGGGCAUCCAACACGCCAUAGGAGGUCUGGCCUCCAAGCCCGAACGAGAUCUCCUCAUGCAAGACUUCAUGACAGUGGAAACGACCAACUUCCCACACGAGGGAUCGAAUCACACACCGGCGCAUCACUACUCCGAGUUCAAGUUUAAAACGUACGCGCCUAUAGCGUUCAGAUAUUUCCGUGACCUGUUUGGAAUACAGCCGGAUGAUUUCCUGAUGUCAAUGUGCAGCGCACCCUUACGCGAGCUCAGCAACCCUGGCGCGUCAGGCAGCAUCUUUUACCUGACCAACGACGACGAAUUCAUCAUCAAAACGGUGCAGCAUAAAGAGGGGGAGUUUCUGCAGAAACUGCUGCCCGGCUACUACUUGAAUCUCGACCAGAAUCCACGCACAUUGCUACCCAAGUUCUUCGGCUUAUACUGUUACCAGUGCAAUAGCAAGAACGUCCGAUUGGUGGCCAUGAACAACAUAUUGCCUUCGUAUGUCAAACUUCACCAGAAAUACGACCUGAAAGGGAGCACUUACAAGAGAAAGGCGAGUAAAUCGGAACGCCAGAAAGGCUCACCCACAUACAAGGACUUGGACUUCAUGGAACACCACACGGAGGGAAUAUUCCUGGAGGCGGACACUUACAACGCUCUCAUUAAGACAAUGCAGAGAGACUGCAGGGUGCUGGAGAGUUUUAAGAUCAUGGAUUACUCUCUCCUAGUAGGUAUUCACAAUCUAGACGAAGCACACAGGGAGAAGUCGGAAGCUAGGAAACGUAACGACUCCGGCCACAGCGACGACGAUGCCGAAGGCGAACCGAAGCGAGGCGGGCUCAACCGAACUAGGUCUAUAAAUAGACAGCGGUUGGUAGCGCACUCGACGGCAAUGGAGAGCAUUCAGGCGGAAAGUGAACCGAUUGACGAAGAGGAGGAUGUACCUCCUGGUGGCAUUCCUGCAAGAAAUGCGCGGGGGGAACGGCUCUUAUUGUUCCUGGGUAUCAUCGACAUCCUACAGUCUUAUAGGCUGAGGAAAAAACUGGAGCAUACAUGGAAAAGCAUGAUACAUGACGGGGACACUGUCUCUGUGCAUAGACCAAGUUUCUACGCGCAGAGAUUCCUGGACUUCAUGGGCAAAACGGUGUUCAAGAAGAUUCCUUCGUCACUGAAACACUCCCCAUCAAAACGUAAAAGUAUCGCCAAGCCAUCGAGACCGCAGGAAGAAGUAGAUACACCUGGACGCACUUACAUCGGCAGGCCAAUAAAGGACUACAACCCCGAUUAUAUGAGGCAACAUUCUAGAUUAUCACCUAGGUCUUCUUUAAGAUCUAGUAUGAGUGAUUUUACUGACACAACUAUAUCGACUUGGAACCAAAGACACGCUCAGACAGCCACCGAAUAUCCUUCCGUACUCUCUGACCGUCUAAAGACCAUAGACAGAGAUAGAAUUAACACUUUACAAAGACGCAUAGAUUUUGAUACUUCCAAUCUACCUGGUCCUUCUUACAACGACAACGUUUACAGAACAGCCAUACAAGAUCGUAUGGAAUCACUAUCAGAUCAAUUGACUAAAGUUUUGAGCACUGGUGCCGGAAGUUCCCAUAUUAACGGAAGUUUGGCCGACAGCGGAAUACAAACGGACAAUACUAGUACGAGCGUACCACAAAUUUACGUAGAAACACAAAAUCCAGUUGUGAAAUUCGUUAAAGACGCCAGUGUCGAUACUAGAAACGAGAAUAAUUUACAAGACAUACCUUUUAUUGAUGACGAGGAUGAAGAAAAUAGGCUCAGAAAAAGACCUUACAUUUUAGAGAAACAUAAAAGUAUGUCUAAUAUACCAGAGAAAAUUGAAGAAGUCAGUUCCAAAGAACCAUCGAAUGAAAGACUUUCCAAUAGUUUCAACAGAUCAAAGUCGCCUACUUUCGUUGAGAAAUUUAAGAAGUUCUUUGCUGACAUAGGCUUAGUUAAAACUGUGAGCGUACCGAACACCCGUAGCGAUUCUCCAUCGAAAAUAAUAUCGAAUACUCUUCCCAAAAGUAUUAACUCCAGAACGAGAAGUGUAUCUCCAGCGCCUCUAGAAACAUUAUCAUCUACUUUACCAAAAGAUAUGAGAUUCAGAAAAGUUAGAUCCACACAAACUGUUUAUAUCAAACAAGAAUCACCGAUGGUUAUCAAGAAACAUCAAGAAAUUCAAACCAAUGAACAUGUUUCGGUAGUACAAUUGAACGGGGAUGAGAUUAUAAAAGACUCGAAGUCGGAGAGGCUUGUCAAAGAAAUUGUUUACGUUAAAACUAUAGAGAAGGCAGCGAUUUACACUGGCAAUGAUAGUGGAAGCACCAUUAUUGUUAUUCCACCGGCAGAUUGAAGAAAUCUCUCAGAAAUUUUGGGACUUAUCAUUUUGAUUAAUCGCCAAGGUUAAGGAGUGGACUUUGAAGAAUGCUUAAGACUUUUUCGUAAAGAUAUUAUGCAAAUGUAAGCUUAGUGAAUUGCAAAAGUGUUUUAUAUUAAAUAGGCAAUCUACAAACAUAGCUAAAUUGCUAUUUGAAUAGUAUUGUUUAACUUAAUUUGUAAAUAAUUGAGUAUUUUGACUAAAUACCAGUUUUAGGAUAUAUUUUUUUUUGUAUUUAUUAAUGCGUCCAAAUAACUUUUAUAUCAAAGAUUAGGUAGUUGAAUAAAAAUAUUGUGUUUUUUUUAAUAAAAUGAAAUACAGUUUUAAUUGAUUUAUUAAACGUUUUACAAUACUGUAAAUGAUUUCUCAAAAUACUCAUUUAUUUGAAAAAGGUAGCGACCAUAUUAUUCCCUUCGUUUACAAUCAAAUUGACUUCUAUAAACAGAAAGAUAUGAUUUUAAAAUGUUACCUCCAUAAGGUAUUGAACAAGCAUUUAAUUAUGAUAUUUUUUUACUCUCGGAAAUGACUAAGAACUUACCAAUCAAAACCUGUGAUAAGUUAUUAUUUCUUAAAAAAACAACAAUUCUGCACUUAGGCUUUUCUUCAUCUGGUGUUCAGGAUAAGGCCAAAAUACGAAGUGAUAAUGCGCGUCUAAUGUCAAAUUAUUAACGUUUGUUUUUUAAAUGCAUUCAAUAAUGAGAUAAGACUAAAUCUAUUUGAAUUUACAGUACAUUUCAUCUUGUUCUAACAACAGAAACUAGAGAAAAUUAAAUAAAACUAGUUUUAACGGGUUAAUGCACGAAACUUUAUUUAUUUAUUGACGUUUCGCAGCCCUUUCUGGUCUGCUUCGUCAGAAUGUUUUUUUAUUUAAUUUUGUUUUGAAAAGCCUGUGAAACGUCAAUUAAUAAAUAAAGUUUCGUGCAUUAACCCGUUAAAACUAGUUUUAUUUAAUUUUCUCUAGUUUCUGUUGUUAGAACAAGAUGAAAUGUACUGUAAAUAUAAAUAGGUUUAGACUAAUCUCAGACAGCGUGAAAACCUAAGAAACAAAUAGAGAAAAUUAAGUAAUUAAACUAAUCAUUUAAAGUUUGAAACGUUAAAGCUUUUCCAUUUGGUCUGUUGAAAACCCAGACUUCCCCAAUCGAGAAUUUUAAAAAGGUAUCUUUUGUAUUUUUAAUUUAAAUAUAAUGUUCAAGUUGAUUUGUAUUUAGGAGCAAUCAAUUCACGAGUAAACAUGUCUAUUUUUAAACAUAUACAAAUAUAUAGCUAUUAACGAGAUUGUUACCAUGUACCUUGUUUUUUAUGAGUCUCCGAUAUUUUGGCACUGUUGCAAGCGCCAUGAUCACGGAGUAACUGAAGUAAUUGCGGGUAGAUGUUAUUGGCAGGCAUAAAUAAAUAUCGGAGACUCAUAAAAAAACAAGGUACAUGGUAACAAUCCCGUUAAUAGCUAUAAUGUUAGUGACCAUGAAAGUUUAAAACAAUAUAUAUACAAACAAAUGAUAAUUUGAUAAGAUUUGGAAAUGAUAAUUUAGUACUAGUGAUUCAUGUACUCAGUAUUAUGAUACCAUGUCUGUAUUUUUUGUUGUUGUUGAGAAUUAUUAAAUAAAUGUGCGUUAGAUUCUUCUCAGAGAUGCUGAGUAGUUACCGGCAGUGAUAAACUGCUUUUUGUACCUAAAGGGCUUGUAAAUAGAGUCCGAAUUUGUUGUCGAUGCGGUUAAGUUGCAGUUUUUGUGUAAGAUAUUCAAUGGUCUAUGUAUUUCAAUACAUAGUAGAAAGAUCGUGUGUGUGUGUGCGGUUUACGUUAUUUUGGUUUAAUUAAUUUAUAGAAAAAGAAGUAUUGUUACCUUUGUCACAUUAGUAUUGUAAAUAAGGGAUAGCGCCAUUCCUCAAGGUGGCAAAUAAAAAAUAAAUAGAUAAUCAAGUUCUUUCAAAUUUGGAUAUUCGUGUAAAUAAAAAGUAGGACUGAUGAAAACAAAAUGUAUGAAGCUAAAAAUAAAUAAUUACUAUUUCAAUGACAUUCCUUAAAUUGUACUAAUUUAUGUCAAAUGUUGUAGUCACAAAUGUUUAAGGAAUCUGUGAAUGUUGUAUUGAUUCUUAUAAAUAAUGGAAUGCUAAUUAUGUUAAAACGAUAGUUUACCGUUGAUGUUCUAGAUAGUUCGAUCCAAAUACGAAAAUGUCGUCUACAUAAACAAAAUAAUCUAAAUAUACGGAAAACAAAAGAGAUACGUCAAUUAUUCACGUUUACUGCAAAUAUUUAUCCAUAUUCCCAUGCAAUAUAUCCCUUGAUGGGAUUGACAGGCGGAAAGUAUGCUUAAGUUUGAAUCUCAUUUCCAUAGCGAUACUGGAACAAUACAUUUGGCAUUGGUUGGGAUUAUAAACUAUAGUAGUGGUUCUUAACCUCUCGAGUGACAAGAGACCGUUUGUUAAAAUUUCUGUCUUGCCACGGACCACCACUAACGAUUUGUGCCUUAUGUAGGCGUUAGGGUGUUCAGCUGCGAUCGUUGAAGUUAAGCAACUUUCGCAGUAGUCGAUCAUUUGAUGGGUGACAAAAAAUCUUCUAUCUCGAGUUCCUCCGUGCUUCGGAAGGCACGUUAAGCCGUUGAUUUCGGCUGCAUCUGUAGUCGUUAGCACCCGCUAAUCCCCGCGUGGUGGGUCAUGGCCCAAUCUCCCUAUUCCAUCCAUAGGGAAGGCCUGUGCCCCAGCAGCGGGGACAUUAAAAGGCUGAUGAUGAUGAGACAUUUCAUAAAAAAACGUCAUUUUCACAAUUAAACGGGUGAUAUAUACUGUAUGUAUUGCACGCGAGUUAGAUUAGAAGAAUAAUCUAUGUAUAUAAAACUCAAAGGUGACUGACUGACAUAGUGAUCUAUCAACGCACUUAAUAGGCUAAUGCUGUAGGCGUUAACUUGUAAUUGUACUAUUGUUAGGAUAAAGUUUAAAAUUACUUAGUCGCGAUAUUGCAGGCGGUCUUCCAUUGGACUAACACUAUUAGCUUGAACAGCGCCAUCUAACGUUGUUUAGAGCACUUCUAUGUAAUUCAAAAGAGGCUGAUGAAGUUUUAUUACGAAUUGUCAAAUGUUUGUCGUUUAAAUACCAUUGGCGACAUCUAGUGAGUUGUAAAUUUACUAAUUUUGAUAAAUAUGCAAUUUUUUGCAUAUUUUUUUUGAGUGUGUAUGCUGUUGGUCGCAGAUGACCUUUACAGUGUCACGGGGUUCGGGGACGGCGAGAUCCUAAGGGGACCUCAAGCCGAGAAUUGGCGAGUGCCUCUAGAGGUAUUCCAGUCGGAUGGCGUCUCCCCACGAGGGGAGUCUCCUCUCCGUCUGGAGCUGUUAGACCACUCGAACUUGAGGGGGCUAACAAUUUUGCUUAUAUUGGUCCAUGCCACUGGUUAAGAACCACUGAACUAUAGUGAAAACUUGCUUUUAGCUACUUUUAUAUACAUAGUUGUAUUUUACAUUGAAUAACUUUCAGCUUUCCAUCUUGAUUAAGUGUCUCGAAUAGAAUGAGAAGAAGCAUUUUUAAUAAUUGUUGUAUUGAAAAAAAUAAUACGGGAUGUUGAUAUAUUAUGUUAGUGACGUGCUAUUUUUUUUAUAUUAUGAUGAAAAAUAUUUUAAAAUGUAUAAAUAAUGUAUUUAUUGUCCAUCGUGUUGUAGUACAGUGAUUAUUUAUGUAUAUUGAGUUGGAUUAAAUGAGAUUUCUAAAACGA
Chilo suppressalis (striped riceborer) is the source of this 7016-nucleotide messenger RNA. The record is from the annotation of a GenBank genome assembly. Lineage: Eukaryota; Metazoa; Arthropoda; Insecta; Lepidoptera; Crambidae.